AUGCCUUCAUCAACUGCGCCCGUGUCGAGCUCCGACAACGCAAAGGUUCACAAACUUCAAAUCAAGGGUUCGGCAAAGCUCGUAACAGAGUUUUUCGAGUAUGGCAUCAACACCAUCCUCUUUCAACGAGGCGUGUAUCCUCCGGAAGACUUCUCCGCUGUCAAGAAAUACGGCCUCACGAUGAUGACGACGGUUGACGACCAGGUCAAGGCGUACAUCAAGAAGAUCAUGGGUCAGCUCAGCAAGUGGAUGCAGAAGUCCAAAAUCUCCAAGCUCGUCGUUGUCAUCACGAGCAAGGAGACGGGCGAGCACGUGGAGAGGUGGCAAUUCGAUGUCAACAUCUUUGGGAAUGCAGACUCCCAGAAGAAGUCCGGCAAGGGCGCGGCCGACAAGGAGAAUUCCUCGCCCGAGACCGCAAAUCCACAGCAAACGACUCCCGACGAGAAAACGGAGGCGCAGAUCCAACAGGACAUCCAGGCUCUGUUUCGGCAAAUCACCGCUUCCGUCACCUUCCUCCCGAUGCUGGACGGCAACUGCACCUUCAACGUUCUCGUCUAUGCCGAUGUGGAUUCCGAAGUGCCUCUGGAGUGGGGCGACAGCGAUGCAAAGGAAGUGAAGAAUGCGGAGAAGGUCAUGCUGCGCAGCUUCUCUACCAACUCUCACAGAAUUGAUACGGUGGUGUCUUAUCGCCUUGCCGAAUAA
Molecule: messenger RNA, 702 nt
Organism: Neohortaea acidophila
Lineage: Eukaryota; Fungi; Ascomycota; Dothideomycetes; Mycosphaerellales; Teratosphaeriaceae
Product: HORMA domain protein
Exons: 5
Coding region: 1-702 (233 amino acids)
Biological process (GO): mitotic spindle assembly checkpoint signaling
Cellular component (GO): kinetochore; nucleoplasm; cytoplasm
Source: RefSeq, a predicted model, not a curated record